This is a messenger RNA of Coffea eugenioides, 588 nucleotides long. RefSeq lists its product as uncharacterized. Bases 1 to 588 code for a protein of 195 amino acids. The record is from RefSeq and is a predicted model, not a curated record. The transcript has a single exon. Lineage: Eukaryota; Viridiplantae; Streptophyta; Magnoliopsida; Gentianales; Rubiaceae. Gene Ontology annotation, molecular function: nucleic acid binding; RNA-DNA hybrid ribonuclease activity.
AUGGCGUCGGUUUUUAUCUCUUGGUACUUCACUUCAGCUUCAGCGGCGAAAAAUCAUAUUCGGGUUUUUAUGCCAAUAGUGGUGUGCUGGUUUCUUUGGGUAGCUAGGAACCAGGAGCGCUGUCAGGGAGUGCGGUGGGAGGUUGACAAGAUAAUCCGUGAUGUGGAUUAUUUUUGGGAGCAGCUUGGGAGGGCAAAUAAGCUUCGUCGGUCGCAUUUCGUGGGGGAUGUGGAUUGUGAGUUGGUACAAUGGAUCAAGUCUCCUUCUAGGAGAAGGGCCCCGUGUGCGAUUGCCUGGGUCAAACCGCCACUUGGUGUGCUGAAAUUUAACUCGGACGCCAGUGUGGUUCAAGGUCGGGCCACGGGUGGAGGUCUGCUGCGUGAUGGUCAGGGGAAAUUGAUUUUUGCUUUCUACAAGGAGUUCGGGGAACAGGAUGUGUUAGGGGCGGAGUGUAUGGCAUUACUGUUUGGUCUGCAGUUGUGUUUAAAAAAGGGGAUGCGUCCUUCGUUGGUAGAGGUGGACUCCAAGGCUUUGGUACAGUUGGUUGUGUCUGGGGCGAUUGCUAAGUGGCCUCUGUGUAACAGCUGA